UCGACAGAACUGGCUAGCCAAAUUCCCCAUGGACACGUACAGCAAUGGUUCAGUGAAUUUAGACGACAGUUUAACCAGUUUAAAUUGGCUGCAGAAUUUGAACAUUAUGAAAAUGGCUUCCCCGUCUCAGCCCUCACAACCACAGCAGCAGGUAUCAACACCUCUCACCAAAGACUCCAAAGUGAACCCUAAUGCCAUUCUCAACAUGGCCAGCUCAACGCCUAACGGGAAAUUUGACCAGCGUAUUGUCGAUAACCGCAUUAUUUCACCACCUGUGUCAACAUACGACAAGAUAGACUACAAAACCAACCACACCGUGAAACCUCCCUAUUCUUACGCCACCCUCAUUUGCAUGGCCAUGCAAGAGACGCAAAAACAGAAAAUCACGUUAUCCGCUAUCUACAAUUGGAUUACGGAGAACUUCAUGUAUUACCGAAUGGCGGAACCCAGUUGGCAGAAUUCCAUUCGACACAAUUUGUCCCUGAACAAAUGCUUCCAGAAGGUACCUCGCCGUAAAGACGAGCCAGGCAAAGGUGGUUUCUGGCGUAUCAACCCUGAAUACGUGGACAGUUUUGAAAACGGUGUAUUUAAGAAACGCCGGUGCAGCAGGGAUAGUUAUGCACCUCUAACGACGCCACCAUUAAAGAAGAUCAAACGGGAGGUGGAGGAUGACGACAUGUUGUCUCAGGGUAGUUGUGGUUCCAAAGAAAACACCUCAAACCCUUUCUUGAACUUCAAUGUGGUUCAGAGCGACGAUGACAGUGAUACGUUCAGUGGGGAAUUCAACUGGUCCUCAAUACUCAGUCAAGACAUCCAAAUCGACGGACAAACUAUUAAAACGGAAGAUCUGCUCAACGAAACCGAAACAUUAGCCAGUCCUUUAAUGGAACUGAGCCCACCGCCGUCCGAAUCCAACUCGGACGAUUUGGGACUCGAAGAGCUUCUCUCUCAAACAGAUUUUACCCAGGACGUAGCUCUAGAUUUUACUACCAACGACCCUUUAGAUUUGACAGUCAGUGGCACCAGUUUGAGAGCACCCGACUGGUGGAGUGAAAAUUUCACAUUCCCCGAUCAAAAAGAGUUGAUCGAGGCGGCGGAGUCGGCUACGACAGACGGACCGUUGAACAAUAGCGGGCUUCACACACCGGUUGCUCAGUCCCCGGCAUAUGAGGACGACGGAUUAUCAUGGGACCCUAAUGAUCUUCCCUCAGCAUUUGACGUGGACAAUCUGUUUGAUAUUGACAACAUCCCAGAUCCCCAUCUAUGCUGAAAGCAUUGCAGUAAUAGUGACAUGAUUUUUUUUUUAUUUAUGACGUACUCAUCCUCAUCUUAAAACAUCCUGCUGUUAUUCUCCAUCGAUUGAGGAUUAUCCCCAACAUGAGAUGUGUUUUUCACCUGUAGCAGGCUAUUGCCAUUUAUCUUAUUAUUGCAUACUAGUCUGAAAAGAAAGCGCCUGUCCUAUGUAAAUGUACAAGGACUGAAGACGCGAUAAGUAUUACAUUACAAACCACGAAAGUCAUUAAGUAUACGUUAGCCAGUAUUGCAUAAACUGAGGUGGAACGUACGUGUUCAUAUACCAGACACUUUUGAUAUUUACAUUUUUAUAAAAACAUAUAACGCAUUUUGAUAAACAUUUUCCAUUUUGCCACAGUCCAUGGUCAUAUUUAUUUUAUAUAUAACGAUAAACUCAUUUUGCAAGUUUUUUUUCACACUUUCGUAGCAUAAGAAUAAGG
This is a messenger RNA of Liolophura sinensis, 1733 nucleotides long. RefSeq names its product forkhead box protein J1-B-like. The transcript is spliced from 2 exons. The coding region runs from base 29 to 1270 and encodes 413 amino acids. The record is from RefSeq and is a predicted model, not a curated record. Gene Ontology annotation, cellular component: nucleus. Gene Ontology annotation, biological process: regulation of transcription by RNA polymerase II. Gene Ontology annotation, molecular function: RNA polymerase II cis-regulatory region sequence-specific DNA binding; DNA-binding transcription factor activity, RNA polymerase II-specific. Lineage: Eukaryota; Metazoa; Mollusca; Polyplacophora; Chitonida; Chitonidae.